Messenger RNA from Hippopotamus amphibius kiboko, 2260 nucleotides. RefSeq names its product acyl-CoA dehydrogenase family member 8 (gene ACAD8). Lineage: Eukaryota; Metazoa; Chordata; Mammalia; Artiodactyla; Hippopotamidae. Bases 275 to 1516 code for a protein of 413 amino acids. The record is from RefSeq and is a predicted model, not a curated record. Gene Ontology annotation, biological process: lipid metabolic process. The transcript has 13 exons. Gene Ontology annotation, molecular function: acyl-CoA dehydrogenase activity; flavin adenine dinucleotide binding.
GUGGAACGGAGCGGAGCUGGAGGUGGAUAUGUUGCGGGAAGGCUGCCGGCGAGUCGGGGCGCGGCUGUGCGGCCUGCGCGGCGGGCUCCGGGGCCCCGCCGAGAGCGGCCGGCGGGGCGUGGUCUCCUGCAUCGACCGUAAGGACGGGCUUUGCUGGGGAGACUCGUGACUUUGUUUUUUAAAAUCAAAACGAAAAAUAACUUGUUGCAAAUGGGAAACUACCAGAGCUUACAGACCUGAAUGUCUCCUGGCCCCAGAAUAAUUUCAAUCUUCCAUGGGACUCAACGAAGAGCAGAAAGAGUUCCAGAAAGUGGCCUUCAACUUUGCUGCCCAGGAGAUGGCGCCAAACAUGGCCGAGUGGGACCAGAAGGAGCUGUUCCCAGUGGACGUGUUGCGGAAGGCAGCCCAGCUGGGCUUUGGGGGGAUUUACGUACGAACAGAUGUAGGAGGGUCCGGACUGUCACGGCUCGAUACCUCUGUCAUCUUUGAAGCCCUGGCCACAGGCUGUACCAGUACCACAGCCUACAUCAGCAUCCACAACAUGUGUGCCUGGAUGAUUGACACCUUUGGAAAUGAGGAACAGAGGCACAGGUUUUGCCCACCACUCUGUACCAUGGAGAAGUUUGCUUCCUACUGCCUCACUGAACCAGGGAGUGGGAGCGAUGCCGCCUCCCUCUUGACCUCUGCUAAGCAACAAGGCGAUCAUUACGUCCUCAAUGGCUCCAAGGCCUUCAUCAGUGGUGGAGGUGAAGCAGACAUCUACGUGGUCAUGUGCCGAACAGGAGGACCAGGCCCCAGAGGCAUCUCGUGCAUAGUUGUUGAGAAGGGGACCCCUGGCCUCAGCUUUGGCAAGAAGGAGAAGAAGAGUUCUCAAGGGAUAGUGGAACCUGUGCAUCACAGGCCCUGGUGGGCAGAAGACGCUGCCCUGAGCGGUGAACUGCUGGGCAGCCGCACAGCCCCUGAUUUUUGCCAGGUGGGGUGGAACUCACAGCCGACCCGCGCAGUGAUCUUUGAAGACUGUGCUGUCCCUGUGGCCAACAGGAUCGGGGAUGAGGGCCAGGGCUUCCUCAUUGCCAUGAGAGGACUGAACGGAGGGAGGAUCAAUGUUGCUUCCUGCUCUCUGGGUGCUGCUCAUGCUUCGAUCGUCCUCACCCUAGACCACCUCAAGGUCCGGAAGCAGUUCGGAGAGCCCCUGGCCAGUAAUCAGUACCUGCAGUUCAAACUGGCGGACAUGGCAGUCAGGCUGGUAGCCUCACGGCUGAUAAUCCGCAGUGCAGCUGUGGCUCUGCAGGAGGAGCGGGAGGAUGCAGUGGCCCUGUGCUCCAUGGCCAAGCUCUUCGCUACAGAUGAAUGCUUUGCAAUCUGCAACCAGGCCCUGCAGAUGCAUGGGGGCUACGGCUACCUGAAGGACUAUGCGGUCCAGCAGUACAUGCGGGACUCCAGGGUCCAUCAGAUCCUCGAAGGCAGCAACGAAGUGAUGCGGAUGCUGAUCUCGAGAAGCCUGCUGCAGGGGUAGCCCCGGGCCGUGGCUCUGAUGGGCGGAUCAGUGUCGAGUGGUUCCAUGUGGGUGGCGCUGUUAACAGCUGAUUCUGGGACACGCUGGAAGGGCCGAGCUUGUCCAGGGCAACUUCACAGCAUCAGCUGGAGGACGGCAGGAGCUGCCCUGACUGGAACGUCGCAAGAGGACGUGCUGCCUUGUUUUCCUGACACAGAGGGUGACCGGUGGACACUGACCACCAAACCACUGUCCUUUCCUGAAUCCACAGGGUCUUGAUUUGUCUCCAUUUUGCUGGCUCACCAGAUCCCUUCUCUGGGGAUCUGGGUACUUCUGUGGAGGGUUUUUCCUGACUGUAAAGCAAAGGUGUAGGAAAGGAGAAAUGGAGAGAAAGCGUCUCCCUAUCUUUUUCUGUUCUUUGUUCCUCAGCUAAAGAUGCAGAAGGUUUCUGUGGGAUGUUCUUCCUUCGUAGCGACUCCUCUGAAUGUAAAUCAAGAUGAAAUGAGUGUUUGGAAACCCUUCUCCUAAGCUGUAAUUUAGGGUGUAUCUGCACUUCUGGGCUACCUGAAUGUCGAGGGCUGAGAUUAUUAGGAACUGUGAAUACUUGUUCUGUAAGCGUGUGGUCUGGGAAUGGUAUCCAAAGUUCCUGUAACCUUUCCUGAUACGUGCUUUGAGUAAAUUUUUUUUGAGGUUUUUUCUUUUUUGUUUCUCUUUUUAAAUGUUUUUAAUCACUACAUUGAUAAAUAAAGUUUACCCCUCUCUGUA